GUCUUCACUCUCUCUAUUGACCACCGUUCUCAGUCCCCAUCGAUGCUUAUUGAGGCCUAUCUUCGUCAUUCUCUCCAUGCCCCUCUCACAUACAAAUAGAUACCCAAUGCCGUUACCUCCCGAGGAAGGCCCUGGUCUGAAUGCUGAAUGACCGCAAGGGUAGAAAGCCGUGAGAUGCUGUACUUCAAGUAGCAGCGCGAGAUCAAUGGCGAUGGACAAGAUCUUCCCUCACCACCACCACAACUACGAGCCCGUUCCCAAGACGGAGAACAGCGGCGAUGGCACCACUACCAUCAUCAAUCACGGCUCGCGCCGCCGUUACUCCGUCCAGCAAUUCCUCAAGCGGAAUCUGACGGCCAUCACGAUCUCGGGCCUGAUUUUGGUCCUGGUAUUGCUCGUGCUCGCCGUCAUCGCCGCCAUUACCAUCGAGCCGUUCCGCCAGGUGCUCGUGGUGAAGCUCUCAUCGACCUCGUCGACCAUCAACGGCCAGCGCCAGUGCUUCUCCACGAACCGCCACACUACGCUCUCCUGCGGCAACUCCACCGCCGAGGCCACGGCGAUGGGCUGCUCGUACGAUCCUUUGUCCGCCUGCUGGCUGCACAAGGACUGCCCCCACGACUACUCCGAGGACUUCGCGACCUUCAACGAUGGCAAGCCGUUCCAGUACUACUAUGACCAUGAGAUGCAGCACCCGAUGAAGGACUACACGGAGGUGGGGAACAACGAGCAGGGGUACUACUUCACGGUGACCCGCGAGCAUCUGGUGCACUGCCUCUACCUGCUCCGGCGCGGUCAUGACGUUUACAAACGCGGGGAUCGGGUGGAUACUAUGCUGGCGGACACGGGCCAUGUUGCUCACUGCGCCAACUUUCUGGCAGACUAUCUGCGGCGGCCGGAUCCGUAUCUGGACUCGUUAGGGACGCAGGGGCAGACCAAUUGCUUUAUGUCGUGUAGACCCAAGAGAGAUCAUGGCCACCCCGACCGCGACCACGAUAGGGAUACCGAACGCUGUGGUUUUGGCCGACACCGUGACUCAAACGGGCAUUGCGUCGACGGCGAGGCGAGGAUGAGUCUGACCGGGGUACUGGCGGAUGUGGCUUUGGCCAUCACCGUGGCCCCGACGGCCAGUGUUUUGAUGGCAACGAUGAUGAAUCAGACAAAGGCACCGAGGUCCUGA
Aspergillus japonicus CBS 114.51 is the source of this 1177-nucleotide messenger RNA. RefSeq lists its product as uncharacterized. Lineage: Eukaryota; Fungi; Ascomycota; Eurotiomycetes; Eurotiales; Aspergillaceae. Bases 206 to 1177 code for a protein of 323 amino acids. The transcript is spliced from 2 exons. The record is from RefSeq and is a predicted model, not a curated record.